AUGAUGGGUCACUGCGUGAAGAAGAAUGAGCCGUAGGUCCCAUGGCUGCCUCAUCAUCACCACGCUUCAGAAGUGGACCUGUGAAUCUGAGCGAGGUCCGCCAUGAGCAGAGGCGUGUAGCAGCAUUACUCAAUGCAUCGGGACAAAUCAAGGUAGCAUACCCGCCUCAAGAGAGUAUACCCGUAAAGGACCUCUACAAGAGUCGAUUCUAUAGAGAGCUGCAGGCAGCGAAGUCCUUACCGAGCCGAGUCCCUCCAUUGGGCCACCCCUUGGUCCGUUUACCUGGCUGGAAACAGACCGACCAAGACAAUCCCCUGGUUUCGAAUCAGUAUGGACACUUCGGGAAUGGUGACGAUGGUAGCUCUGUAGCUGCUUUGGCACACUCUUUUCAAGAUCAAAUAGGUGGCAAUCGGAAUAUCCCUGAUCGGACUUCCGGUGGCCAACAUUCGUACAGCAGGCGACGAACUGUUGCUUUAAAGAGAACUUUGUCAAAGAGUGUGCCAAGUUCUUUGAGGGUAGAUCUUUCCAAGAAGUCAAACAAUGGUGGAGGGAAUUCUCUCUCCAGAUACGAAUCUCUUCCUGAUAUAGGUCAAUCAGCAAGGCAGGGAAGCGGGUCUAAGGUUGAGUAUCGCCUUCCAAGACGGCGACGCGGAGAACCAGGAUCUUUAGAUAUGACCACAGAAGGUUCAACGGGGCCGCCACAUCUCCAGUACAAUCACGGUAUCGUAGAUCCCGGAGGAAAACUUAAUCCUCGUUCUAUCUCUCAGGUAUUCUCACCAACAGGAUGGCGUACGGACGAUACCGACAUUGACCUUGAACCACUGCAAAAGCAAAACAAGACUCUUCAUCGUAAACGGAAGCAUCAAAGUUUGACAAAUCCGUUCAUGCGGACCUUUGAACACGACGAUGUGCCUUUCAACAGUCUAGCAUCGUCGGCGUCGUCAUUUGUGAAACCCUCGUCGCGUGAAAGCGACACCAGCUCUUCUUCUACCCCAGAUUGUAACAUUGACGGUGAUCCUUGCCCUGAUGAUAACGACCACCAAGUCAACGAACCUGAUGUCGAUAAGCAAAAGAAUGUCAAAUCACCGUCCAACGACCCUCAAGGUUCUGCUUCAGGGAGUAACCUAGAACACCCUCAACCUAAAGGUUCUCAUGGUUCCGGUGGUGUGAACCCCAACGAUGAUCCCUACGGAACGGCAUAUGUGAAAGCUCUCUCUGUAGCACGAUCAAAGGCAAUACAGGAGGACCCUUUCUAUCUGAGCCACCGUUUGACUCGUCCGUUCACAUUUUCCUACUUUUGUCAGAAGGACGUGUGCACCUGCGGUAAAUGUCCGAAGGUGAAGCGGAAGAAAGGGAAAUCGGGGCUCAAAUCCAUACUGGGCGAUGUGAACAUGUAUGACUAUUUCAAGUGGUCCAAAGAUAGGACAGAAGGAAAAUGAUAGCACGAUCGCAAAAACUUUCAUAAAAUCUACCUACAGCAGUUUCAUUAGCCUAUUUACAUCAUUCAAUGAAGUGUGCGAACAUUUCAGUGACGGAUUACGUAAUCCGAAACAAAUUUAAGAAAGUUGGAUUUGAAACUACUCUUGGGUUGAUUUCUUGAGUCUUUGAGAUCGUGUUGACGUAAAGACAAUCAGAAUGUCGGCACUCGGCCGACAUUAUAUUUUGAAAUAUAAAUUAUGACAAUCACAAUUAGUGCGCUUUGUUGAAUAUCAUACAUACGAUGAUAGUAAAUUAUAUUAUUUAUGAUUUUAUCAAAUAGUGAAAUGUUAUAUUUGUUUGUAUUCAUGUAAUUAGUCUGUUAAAAUAGAUAUGAUAAAAUGUUUUCAUAAAGAAAAAGUUGAAUUAUGAACUCCGGUACAAACAAAUUGAAUUCUAUUAGUUGGGACCCCACAGAAAACUUAUUUCAUAACGCGAAUAAUUUCAUACUGAGCCGUUGUCAACAUUGCCCAGACGCUCACUUGAAUUUAAAUAUAUACAUUACAGUAGAUUAUAAUUUUACAUCCGUUAUCGAGCAACAUUUUCUUUAUAUGCAUUAAUGAUAACCAUUAGCAAUGUUGACACAAUUUUUCAUUCGUUUGAUCUAAUAUGAUUUAAAUUAGUUUACACAUAGUUUACGUGUUUACGUCAAAAAAGUGGUAUAGGCCUACGAAUUUUAAUCUUACUGGUCGUAAGUUUGUUUUUCCAAAGCUCAGUGCAUUCGUCAAAUAUCAUUUAGAAAUAUUCUAGUGUCAUUACUAAAUUAAAUUCUUGAGAUAAUGUGCAUAAUUAUGUUGGUGUUUAUUGUAAAAGAAAUAUAAGAUAGAAUAUCACUAUUGCAUAGUAUCGUUUCAGAAACUUUGACUGAGACGUUACACGAUUGUACCUGUCGGUCAAUCCUUUUUUAGGAUAAUACAAUUUGGUGACGACCCGGUUAUUCUUUUUUUCUUUCUUUAAUGACAGCUAGUAAUCACCAGUAAUGUGACUGAAUACUCUCUUCACUGCUCAUGACUGUGUGGUCGUCACUCAAUAAUUAAUUACUAUUUGUGUCUUGGAUAUGAUUGUAUUUAGUACUGAAAUACGAAUAUAAUCAUAAUGUAAUCUCCCCCAUGAUUUAUCAUGAUAAUAUUGAUGAUAAAAUAUUGGUAUCCAAAUUAAAGGUCUAUAUAUUAUUAUCUUUUGAUGUACAAAGAGUAAUCCAAGUAAAUGGAAGUGAUGACAGAAGUAUUUAGAUAUAUUCCCUAGCAUAUAUUGCGUUUGUAACAUGUAAUCUUGUGUAGUGACUGAAAAAUUAUAUUCUACUCUAUAUCUGUGCAAUAAAAUAAACAAUGGAAGUAUGGAACUGUGUCUGUAAGACUUUAUUUUCCGCAGUGUACUUAAAAAAUAAAAAGAUCAUUCACCUCUAGCUGACUUUGA
Messenger RNA from Strongylocentrotus purpuratus (purple sea urchin), 2892 nucleotides. RefSeq lists its product as uncharacterized. The coding region runs from base 42 to 1439 and encodes 465 amino acids. The record is from RefSeq and is a predicted model, not a curated record. Lineage: Eukaryota; Metazoa; Echinodermata; Echinoidea; Camarodonta; Strongylocentrotidae. The transcript is spliced from 2 exons.